Molecule: messenger RNA, 842 nt
Organism: Racocetra persica
Lineage: Eukaryota; Fungi; Glomeromycota; Glomeromycetes; Diversisporales; Gigasporaceae
Source: the annotation of a GenBank genome assembly
AACGUGCAGAGUUUUAUAGGGGUGUAUUUGUAAGAGUCCGUGCAAGAGCAUUUAUAGAAGAAAUUAUGCUGUAUUUACUUCAUACUCCUUGUUUAUACUAUGAACUUGGUCCUUGCUCGAUUAGCCCAGAAGGAAAUCAUACAACUUAUAAUCCUUACUCAUGGAUUAGCAACUCGAGUAUUAUUUUCUUGGAUCAACCAACUAAUGCAGGAUAUUCUUAUGGAGAUUAUGUAUAUGACACUUUCGCUGCUGCACAUGAUAAAUGGCCUGUGAUUCACCUUAUGGGACCAGUAUUAGAUAAUUCCACAUGCAAUCAGUUGAGAAGAGAUUAUAUUCCGUGUGCUAAAUUAACUAAAAGAUGUUAUGACUCAAAAAAUGUAACAGAUUGUGUAGCUGCUGAACAAUGUUUAGAUGGAAUGGCUCUUACUUGUUUCAAUGUUAAUAGGAGUAAGCUUGAUAUAAGAAAAUCAUGUUACAAUGAUUCGUGUUAUCCAGAACGUCAAGCUGUUGAGAAAUAUUCUAAUCGUGAAGAUGUUAAAACUGAGUUGGGCGUUAAUCCUUCGUUUGUCUUUCGAGUUUCUAAUACUAAUCUUAAAGGAUACUUUAUAAAUUCUGGUAUUGAAGCGUGGAUAAAAGCACUCGAAUGGAGUGGUGCCAAAGGGUUUAAUAAUGCUAAUGUUACUCGUUGGAUAACAACUACUGGUAAUUAUGCUGGAGACGUUAAAACAUUUAAAGGACUUACGUACCUGAAAAUUUUCGAAGCAGGACAUUUGGUAGCUCAUGAUCAGCCAAUAGCCACUUUAGAUUUUUUUAAUAAAUGGAUAUUUAAUAAAAAUUUGUAA